AACUUUAGUGCUAACGGUGCCAUCUAUUUGUUAUCUAUCAAACAUUGCCUGGUUUUUGUGGAAAAAUCAUGUUUUUCAAAUUUAAUAAUUUCACCGGACGAAUCACACAAUCUACUAAUAGAGUAACUUAUAAUCCUGAGGGACUAAAUACGACCGUAGCCCAAUCGGAGCAGCUUAUUUUUCAAACUAAAACUGUAAAAUUUCCGGUAGAACAUAUUCCCAAGGUUCAUCAAGUUAAUGGUCCAGCUACUGGAAAGCUUGGAGUUGUGCCGGAUCACCCAGGCUAUAAAAAAGUGAUGGAACUUCAGCAAAGGAUGAGUAAAAGUGAUGGUUUACUUGUGUGGCAAAAAUUAGGAAGCAAAGAUAAAUUAUCAUACUUAGCAAUAAUCGGUGGAUGCGCUCUUGGAGUAGCCUACUCUGUGAGAAAUCUGUAUUUAAUGACCUUUCCCAAGAGCGCUUCGGAUUAA
Molecule: messenger RNA, 467 nt
Organism: Dimorphilus gyrociliatus
Lineage: Eukaryota; Metazoa; Annelida; Polychaeta; Dinophilidae
Source: the annotation of a GenBank genome assembly